UGUAUAAGCGCGUCAUUAUCCAAGGCGCACCGACCUUUCCCCCUUCUCCGUCGUCCAUCUUCUUUUGUCUUUCGCCGUUUGUUUCCUUAUUCGGUAUCUUAAUUUUCCGGCGUUGAUCAUCCCCUUCUCCUUCUUGUUAUCUCGAAUUGCCUUUCUUCAGAUCGGAAUUGCUGAUUCCCCCCCCCCCCAAUUGUUUCAGACUGUUAGCUUAUGGUGGUCAUGGUGAUGAUCGUGUGUCUUUGAUGGCGGGGCUUUUAGCUCCAUUGUUUUGAGUGCAUUUGCUCCAUAUUCUUCUGAGUGAGAAUGGCUCAGGGGCAGAAUAGGAAUGUUCUUCAGCCAGGACAGAUGCAGAAUCCUGCUUCCAGUGUUUCUUCUCAGCCUAAUGCAACCACAUCUCGUGAUAAUCUCGGAGUACGGCAGGAUGUGCUCAACAAAAUCUACGCUUGGUUACAGCAGAGGCAGCCUUCAAAGACUGAUGAGGCCUCCAAGGCUAAGUUAUUUGAGAUUGCCAAACGGUUAGAGCAUGCAAUGUUGAGAAUGGCUAAGUCUAAGGACGACUACUUAGAUUUCCGAAAUUUUGAGCUUCGCGUGGAGUCUACUUUGAAACUACUAACUAGCCAGCGUCUCGCUAAUCCUUCAAGCUCGGCCAGUACGAUGGUUCAGACACCUGGGGUUUCGCAUGGAUGGGGUCAGAAUCAUACGGCCACCCCUAUGAUGGAUAUGAGCACAGUCAAUAGUAGUAGUAAUCACUUAUCAGAUGCAACUAGCGAAACUGGAAGGCUAUUGCCAAAUAAUCGCAUGAACGGAGCUUCGAUAAAUUAUGGUCGUCAGCAAUUAUCUGCAGUUGGCCAGAUGAUUCCUACUCCUGGAUUUGACAAUAGUGCUACUACUGAUGUAUAUCAGUCUCAUCGAAAUGAAGAUUAUUCUAGAGAUUCUGGCAAGCGUCUGGCUGCUGGGUCUGACUUUGGAAAUCCAUCUCAGCUGCAGAGGCAACGUCCUACUGGUUCAAAUGACCGUAUGCUUUACAACCUUGAUCACCAGUUGGGAGGUGGUUUCAGGUCAAAUCUUCACCAGAAUACAUCUGGGAUGACCAAUAUUCCUCUAAAUGCUGGUGUAGGGAUGAGCGGGAACAAUGUACACCUUGCUACUGGGGCCAGGACUUCUGAAGGGGUCCCCAGUUCUACGAAUUUUUCAACUUUAUCCCAACCCUUACAGCAGCCUGUCGAUCAGUUGCAGGUGUCACAUGUGAACAGAUACUCAAUGAGCAACGCUAAUACUUUUGCGUCUGGGGAUCUCUAUGGAGUUCUAACAUCAUCUGGCUCAAUGGAAACUCCUGUGGAUAUGAAUUCAAUGAGCCUAAAUCCUAUGCGGAGAGUUGAUGCUUCCUUCGGUAGUAACCAGUCAAGCCUGCAAGUAGUGGAAAACAAUCCAUUGCUAAAAUCUCAACCAUUUCAUCAGUUCGAGAAUGGGAAUUUCCAAUCUUCUUCCAAUUCCAAAGAAAAUUUGGCUCAGGUGAGUCAUCGACCAUUAGAACAUCAAUUCAACCAACAAGCUCAUCAUGCUCAAUACCAGCAACAAGAGCACUUAAUGAACAAUGAAGCUGAUCGUCAAUCUCAGCUAGAUUCAAAUUUCGUUAGUCAAGUUAAGCAUGAACCUCGCGUGGAAUACUACAAUGAAGCUUUUCAGAUGCAGGCUAUAAACAAAGCAGAACCAUCCACGUUGCAAAACCAGUACAAGCAGAACGCUGUCAAAGACGAGUAUGUUGGUGUUCAGAGUGCACCGGUUUGUAGUAGUAGCCAGCUGAAGAUUUCUCCAUCAAUUCCACCACGAACUCAGCAGGCGCCGCAGAUAUCACAAUGGAAAGAUUUGAGCAACCUCUCAGCUGGAGUGCAGCCAGUAUCAGGUCUGGGUCAAUGGCAUUCAUCUUCGCAGAACGUGACACAUCUAUCAAAAAAUUCUAGUGAAGAGAGAGAACGUUUUGGGGUAAGAUUUCCUAUGCAGCAUGAAGGAACUAAUAAUAGUUCGUUUGUAAGAGAGUCUACAAACUGCCAAAAUGUUGCUCCUAAAGGCACCUUGGAGGCUCCACAUCUCCUAGAAGGAAGCAACGCCUUGAGUAAACAGCUGAAUGGAGAUAGUAGUCUAAGUUACAAAAACCAGAGGCGGUGGCUUUUGUUCCUGCUACAUGUACGAAAAUGCAAUGCUGCAGAAGAUAACUGUGAAAGCAAGUAUUGUUUUACUACCAAAACGCUAUUGAAACAUAUCAAUGACUGCAAGUCCCCUGCUUGCGCAUAUCAAUUUUGUCUUCAAACCCGAAAUCUGAUUCAUCAUUACAAGCACUGCAGGAAUGAAGCAUGCCCAGUCUGUGUUUUUGUCAAAAGCUUCAAGGAGAAACAAAAAUUUACCUUCCUCCAAAGAGCUGAGCCUAGCCCAGCUAGUUUAAACCAUGGACCCAAGGAAUCUUUUGAGUCUUUGCUUACUUCUAAUGGAAGAGACUCUAAAGCUGCGUUUGUUGUUGAUGAUUUGCAACCUGCUCCGAAGCGCCUGAAAGUAGAGAAACCCUCCCAAUUUGCUUAUCAUGAAACACCGAGCAUCCCAGCGACAACAUCUGCUGGUGUAAGUGAAGGUCAUUUUUCAGUGGGUUCGCAAGAGAAGGAUAGGCUACAAAGUGAUGUUUGUAAAACGGUCAGAACAAAUGUGCCUAUGAAUGUAGAUAGUUCUGAUUCUAAAAGGAGGCUUGUUCCAGUUUCGCGUGAGCUGGAAAAGCCUGUUUGCAAAGAUACUCCCAUGGGAAGACGUGUUGGUGGUGAAUCUGCAUUUAAAAAUGUUUUAUCAGAGCAAGAAAACCCAAAGCGUACAAACGAAAUAAGCGCACUUAAAGAAGAGAAAGCGGAACAGUCUGUGGGUGCUGUAUCUGUGUCUAAUAACGGGAAGUCAAAGAUCAAAGGAGUCUCACUGAUUGAGCUGUUCACCCCAGAGCAAGUAGAGGAACAUAUCCGUGGUCUUCGUCAGUGGGUAGGCCAGAGUAAAACCAAGGCAGAAAAAAAUAAAGCAAUGGGACUCUCAAUGUCUGAGAACUCUUGCCAGUUAUGUGCUGUUGAGAGGCUUGCAUUUGAGCCAACACCUAUUUACUGCACACCUUGUGGUGCACGUGUCAAGAGAAAUGCUAUGCACUAUACGGUUGUGGUUGGUGAGUCACGGCAUUAUGUCUGCAUUCCUUGUUACAACGAAGCGCGUGCAAACACUGUUUCUGUUGAUGGAACUUCUGUGCCGAAGUCAAGGUUUGAGAAGAAGAAAAAUGAUGAAGAGGUUGAAGAAUCGUGGGUGCAGUGUGAUAAAUGUCAAGCAUGGCAGCAUCAAAUCUGUGCUUUGUUCAACGGCCGUAGGAAUCAUGGGCAAGCAGAGUACACUUGCCCUAAUUGCUAUAUACAAGAAGUGGAACAAGGAGAAAGGAAACCAGUAUCGCAAAGUGUUAUUCUGGGAGCAAAUAGCUUGCCAGCCAGUACUCUUAGCAACCAUUUAGAACAGCGGUUGUUCAAGAAAUUGAAGCAGGAAAGACAGGAGAGGGCUAGACUUCAAGGAAAAAGCUAUGAGGAGGUCCCAGGAGCCGACUCGCUUGUUAUCAGAGUUGUGGCAUCUGUCGACAAAAUACUAGAAGUAAAGCCACGGUUCCUUGACAUUUUUCGAGAAGAUAAUUACUCAUCAGAAUUCCCUUAUAAGUCUAAGGCCGUCCUGUUGUUUCAAAAGAUUGAAGGUGUUGAAGUAUGCUUAUUUGGCAUGUACGUCCAGGAAUUUGGAACAGAUUCUGCGUCUCCCAAUCAGCGACGGGUUUACCUUUCUUAUCUGGACUCAGUUAAGUACUUCAGACCUGACGUUAAAACAGUCUGCCAGCAAGAACUUGAAACUGCUCAAGGUUGGCGUUGCGAAGUAUGCCCUGACUAUGAUGUUUGCAAUGCUUGCUACUCAAAAGGCAUCAACCAUCCACAUAGCUUCAUUAGCCGUCCAUCUGCUACAGAUUCUGUUGUACAGAACACACAAACUAAUCAAAUUCAGGCUGCCCAGUUGAGAGAGCUGUUGCUACACGUGAUGACAUGCUUGAAUGGCCAGUGUCAGUAUCCGAGGUGCCGCAUGACUAAGCUUCUCGUCAGGCAUGGUCUUGCAUGCAAGACCAGAGGUUGCCCACAUUGUAAGAAAAUGUGGGGCCUCUUCCGACUGCAUGCCCGAAACUGCAGAGAUCCCCAAUGCAAAGUAGCCAAAUGCAAAGAAUUGAGAGCUCAUUUUAGUAGAAAGCAGCAACAAGCAGAUUCAAGACGCAGAGCAGCGGUGAUGGAGAUGGUGCGGCAGAGAGCUGCUGAUGCAACAGCCCCCACUCCUGACUGAUGAACAGAUACAUAUUGUUAUCUCUCUAUCAAUGGGGUCAAUGGUUCGUGCCAGAAGUAAGGAUGCAAAUGGCAGGCGAAUCAAGAAAAAUUGAGAUAUUUUUGGUAGACUAAUUUGGAGAUUCAAGAAGCCAGUUUAGGAGAGCUCAUGAGAAAAUGAGCAGAUGCGUCAACUGCUAAUUUAGGUUUCAUGAGGGAGGUACAUAGAUAUUUUUUCCUUACAUUGUAUUCUAAGGUAUAGAGACGUGUGCAUAUGUGAAUUGUGAUUUUGACUUAUAUUUUUUUGGUGAUUCAAUUAAUUGGAAUCCUAUUGAAUUCGACUCAGCUGAAUUGGAUCUUAAUUUACUGAUUGAUCCAUUCGUAUUGUAUAUUGUAGACUUUUUCGCAAAGGUAUAAGCUAAUAAAUUCCUGAUUGUCAA
This is a messenger RNA of Camelina sativa (false flax), 4795 nucleotides long. The record is from RefSeq and is a predicted model, not a curated record. NCBI's taxonomy places the organism in Eukaryota, Viridiplantae, Streptophyta, Magnoliopsida, Brassicales, Brassicaceae.